AUGUCUCCUCGUCACCAAAGCCACCUGGACAAAUGUCCCGCCACAGUCCGCGUUCCUCCCGUCAACCUAUGGACGACGACAGAUGUCGCCGCUUUCCCCAAUGACCACACAUAUCUCAGCAGCAUGUCCGAAUGCUGCGGCGAAACUGCCAAAAUCACACUCUACAACAAGCGCUGUGCACGGUUCUGCAACACCAGCGGAAACACAACAGAUGUCGUCGACUGUCUACAAAAUGCUGGGCUUACCAAAGCAACGAGCUAUCACAAUGACAAUGGCGGGAAGAGCGCUGCCAUCUCGUUGUCCAAACCCGGCUGGGGUCUGAUCAUGAUGGUUGUGGGGAGCUUGAUCGCCGGCACGCUAUGA
This is a messenger RNA of Aspergillus melleus, 363 nucleotides long. RefSeq lists its product as uncharacterized. Lineage: Eukaryota; Fungi; Ascomycota; Eurotiomycetes; Eurotiales; Aspergillaceae. The transcript has a single exon. The record is from RefSeq and is a predicted model, not a curated record. Bases 1 to 363 code for a protein of 120 amino acids.